UAUAAACGACACUUAUGGAGUUGCUUUAGCUGCAAUAAAAUAAGAAGAAAUGCCUAUCAUUUGGCUUCUGUCACUUCUCUUCGUCAUCUGUAUUCUUGUAGCCGUUUUCAACCACAAGAAGCGGAGGAGUUAUCAACGGACACCACCGUCUCCUCCUGGCUUUCCGAUCAUCGGAAACCUGCAUCAGCUCGGAGAAUUACCACAUCAGUCUCUAUGGAGACUCUCCAAAAAGUAUGGUCCGGUGAUGCUUUUGAAGCUUGGAAGAGUCCCAACAGUCAUAGUUUCUUCCUCCGAAACAGCAAAACAAGCUUUGAAAAUACAUGACCUCCAUUGUUGUAGUCGUCCAGGCUUGGCAGGGCCAAGAGAGCUCUCUUACAACUAUCUGGACAUUGCUUUCUCUCCUUAUGAUGAUUAUUGGAAAGAAGUUAGGAAGCUCGCUGUUCAAGAACUCUUCAAUACUAAACAAGUUCACUCGAUUCAACCCAUGAAGGACGAGGAGGUCAAGAAACUGAUCUAUUCAAUCACGGAUUCAGCUUCUCAUAAGACUCCGAUCAACUUGAACAAGACAUUUCUUGCAUUAACUGUUAGUGUGGUAUGCAGGACAGCGUUUAGUGUCAAUUUUGAAGGAACUGUGCUCAAUAGUGACAGAUUCAAUAAAAUAGUCCGUGAGGCGCUCGAGAUGUUGGGAAGCUUUUCUGCCUCAGAUUUCAUUCCGUAUGUCGGGUGGAUCAUCGACAGGCUUACAGGUUUGCGAGGACGGAGAGAGAGAAGCAUGAGAGAUCUUGAUGCCUUCUAUGAACAAAUGUUUGAUCUGCAUAAACAAGAAAAGGAAGAUGGUAGCGAAGACUUUGUGGACUUGCUGUUGAGGUUGGAGAAAGAAGAAGCUGUUCUUGGAAAUGACAAGCUCACUAGAAACCAUAUCAAAGCAAUCUUGAUGAAUGUUCUGCUAGCAGGAAUCGAUACUUCUGCAAUAACCAUGACAUGGGCGAUGGCAGAACUCGCGAAGAAUCCGCGAGUGAUGAAAAAAGUUCAAUCUGAAAUCAGAAGCCAAAUCAAGAACAAAGAAAGAAUCAGCUUCCAUGACACAGAUCAGCUCGAGUACCUCAAAAUGGUUAUCAAAGAAACAUGGAGAUUACAUCCUACAACACCUCUUUUGCUCCCAAGAGAAGCAAUGUCUGAAUUUGAGAUCAACGGCUACACGAUUCCUGUCAAGACACGGCUUCAUGUAAAUGUCUGGGCUAUCGGGCGUGAUCCCAAUACCUGGAAAGACCCUGAAGUGUUUCUUCCAGAGAGGUUUAUGGAUAGUAACAUUGAUGCAAAAGGACAGCAUUUUGAGCUGUUACCGUUUGGGGGCGGCCGGAGAAUGUGUCCUGCCGUUUAUAUGGGGACAACACUGGUAGAGUUUGGUCUGGCUAAUCUGUUGUAUCAUUUUGACUGGAAGUUACCAGAAGGCAUGAAGGUUGAAGAUAUCGACAUGGAAGAAGCUCCCGGACUCACUGUCAACAAGAAAAACGAGCUUCUACUUGUCCCCACGAAGUAUCUAGAUCCUUAAGCUAACGUUCAUCACAAGGAACAAAAAGACAAAACAAAAUCUCAUUUUCGUUUGAUGUUUUAUAAGACGGAAUAAAAUAAAAGAACAUCUUCUUUUUAAAACAACUGAUUAACGCAUUACGAUUUUGUAAUUUGCGCUCUCAAGAUUCUAAUCGGUUGAAUUUGGUUCCCAGA
Arabidopsis lyrata subsp. lyrata is the source of this 1725-nucleotide messenger RNA. Its product is annotated as cytochrome P450 71B34. NCBI's taxonomy places the organism in Eukaryota, Viridiplantae, Streptophyta, Magnoliopsida, Brassicales, Brassicaceae. Gene Ontology annotation, molecular function: heme binding; iron ion binding; oxidoreductase activity, acting on paired donors, with incorporation or reduction of molecular oxygen. The coding region runs from base 50 to 1552 and encodes 500 amino acids. The record is from RefSeq and is a predicted model, not a curated record. The transcript has 3 exons.